GACACAGAACAGCGGAGCAGGAGUCUAUCGGGGUUACUGCUGCUGACUGCUGUUGCUUGAACUGAGAAUGUGUGGAAAGAGAGGAAAAACAGAAAGCAGUGUCGAGAGGCAAACGAGGGAUGAAGGCGAAGAAGCUGUGAUCAUAGGGGGAAUGGUGUUGGAUAUUCAUGGAACUCCUUCAGGCCCUGCGAAUCCCAGAACCACAACCCCAGGCAAGGUGGAUUACGUGCUAGGAGGUGUAGCUAGAAAUGUUGCUGAGUGUAUGUCAAAGCUUGGAACCAGGCCUUUCAUGAUUAGUGCUGUGGGAGUUGACAUGGCGGGGAAUUUGUUGUUGGAGCAUUGGAAAUCUAUCAAGUUAUCCACCAGAGGCAUUCGGAGGCAGAAAGAUAUCAGUACUGCUGUCGCGUGCAAUAUAAUUGACAUCAAUGGAGAAGUUGCAGCUGGUGUUGCAAGCGUGGAGUCAAUAGAAAGAUUUCUAACUCCAGAGUGGAUCCUGCAAUUCAAGUACAAUAUAUCUUCUGCUCCAGUAUUGAUGGUUGAUGCAAACCUCAACCCUCUUGCCUUAGAGGCUUCUUGCAGAUUGGCUGCAGAAUCUAAUGUUCCAGUUUGGUUUGAGCCUGUGUCAUUUGCAAAAUCUAGAAGAAUUGCUCCAAUAAGAGAGUAUGUAACUUUUGCUUCCCCUAAUGAAGAUGAGCUCAUAGCAAUGGCAAAUGCUUUGUCCUCAAGGGAGGUAUUUCAUCGAAUAAAAAACGAAGCUGCUGGAAAUAAAUACUCGGUAGAUUAUUUAUUCCAAAUGUUAAAACCAGCAAUCUGUGUCCUUCUGGAGAAGGGCAUCAAAGUAGUUAUUGUGACUCUUGGUCCUGAUGGAGUAUUCUUUUGCACAAAAGGAGAAUCUAGUUUCCUGAAGGCUGGGCUGGGGAAAACCAAACAUCAUAUUCAUGGUUCACAGCUUCAUAAACUUGUGGCAUCAACCUGUCCUUUAAAGUGCUUCCCGGGAAGUUCUCAUUUUUUUGCUGUGCAUCUUCCUUCAUUGCCUGCAUCAGUAGUCAGGCUUACAGGAGCUGGUGAUUGCUUGGUUGGGGGAAUGCUUGCUUCUCUAUGCAAUGGCUUAGAUGCUCUGCAAAGUUUAGCAGUUGGUGUUGCAGCAGCCAAAGCUGCAGUAGAAGCAGAGACCAACGUGCCUUCUGUAUUUGAUUUGGCUUCUAUUGCAGACGAUGCACGAUCUAUAUACUCUGCUGCCAAAAUUGUGUCUUGCCAGUCCAUGCUCUAACUUGAACUGCAGAUUACUCGAACUGGCCAAGUGUUGUAGGUUGAUGGAAACUUUGAAGUCUAAUUUUGAGAACACUGGCAGCAGUUGCAGCAUGAGAAAUAUGUUUUAAAAGCUGAGGAAGAAAGGGGUGGGAGAAGAGAAAACAAGAGUUACUUGAUUCUCGCAACAAAAGCAUUACGAUGACAUUUAUUACCAUACGUAUACAUAAUUUACUUCGAAAAUUAUGUAUCGCGUCUCGUUUUAUGUUCUAAACAUAGUUUUAAUAGUUUCUUUUACCAUAUCAAAUUUCAUAUGAAGAUAUUUAUUUAAAAAA
Carica papaya (papaya) is the source of this 1583-nucleotide messenger RNA. Its product is annotated as pfkB-like carbohydrate kinase family protein. Lineage: Eukaryota; Viridiplantae; Streptophyta; Magnoliopsida; Brassicales; Caricaceae. Gene Ontology annotation, molecular function: pseudouridylate synthase activity; kinase activity; hydrolase activity, acting on glycosyl bonds. Gene Ontology annotation, cellular component: cytoplasm. The record is from RefSeq and is a predicted model, not a curated record.